This is a messenger RNA of Paramecium octaurelia, 1112 nucleotides long. The record is from the annotation of a GenBank genome assembly. NCBI's taxonomy places the organism in Eukaryota, Ciliophora, Oligohymenophorea, Peniculida, Parameciidae.
AUGUUCUAAUGUCAAAAUUAAAAUUUGGAUGAGGUCUACUAGGAGCAUUGUGAAUAAAAUCUAAAUAGCGGAGACAAACUAGUCAACUUUAUUUUGAGGAUAAUAAUUUUGUUAAUUUCCAUUCUGUCAAGUUUAUUUGUGCUAAUAAUAAUCAAGAAGAGUAAAAAAACCUAAUUUUGGCCUUUUCAGUUAAUCUUUAUGCAGGUAUUAUCCGAGCUGAUUGAUCUCAUAUUGGCCUUGUCAUUUACGAUUAAUAGUUCAUGUUAACCAAAUGUUUGCAAAAUUAUUGCCUAUAUUAUGCACUCUAAUUGGUUGGCAUCAUUAAAUUUUAUGUUAUUCUAAUGCUUCAUCUACUUUUGCUUGAUUAAGGUAAACUAUGAAUUUACCAAUAGUCAGAAUUGUUAUUCAACUACAUAAUGAAUUAUCUGUACUUCUUCAUCUCUUUAUUAUAUUUGAUUCCAUAUGGACUUUUAUUUUAUGUAUAUUACGAUGGUGGAUUUGGUCCUUCAGGAUGGUAUCUAUAGAAUGGUGAGUUCAACUUCAUCUUUUGUGGAUGUAUAUUUCUACUUUAAAUUAAGUUAUUAAUAAACAUUUAGUAGGAUUUUGGAUUAUCCCUGUCUCAUCCAUAUUUGUGCUUUCAAUUAUACUUUCUGUGUUUGUAAAGAAAAUCUAUAUAUUUAAACUAGAAUUUCUGUUAUUGGAAUCAACUCAAGAACAGAAAGGGAUUGAAGUAUCCUGCCUUAAGAAUUCAAUCAGUAAUCUUAUUCCCGCUCCUUUACUCAUUGGCCUGGGUAGUCAAUUUUAUUAUAAGGUACGGAAAAUGUCUACAAUAUAUUAGAUUUUUUGACACCAAUGCUAACAAUAAGAACUACUGUCCUACUGAAAAAAUGAAUAUGUAUUUUUACAUAUUUUAUUUAUUUUUAAAUCUGGGAUUUGAGUUGCAUUUGACAGUGGGAGCAAUCCUAUUCUAUUUAAUCUACAGGUAUGUUUUUGAUUAAUUCAAAAGAAGAGUACUUGGAAUAGAUUCUUUGAGGAAGGGUUGUUAAAAAGGGAGAUAAUAGAUAGAAUCAGUACAACUUUACUUAUCGGAUUAUUCAAAUAUAUAAUUAUGA